Molecule: messenger RNA, 699 nt
Organism: Penicillium chermesinum
Lineage: Eukaryota; Fungi; Ascomycota; Eurotiomycetes; Eurotiales; Aspergillaceae
Exons: 1
Coding region: 1-699 (232 amino acids)
Source: RefSeq, a predicted model, not a curated record
AUGCAGUCUGCACAAGCAAGAGAGACAGCUGAGACUCUAGCCAACUCAAAUGACUCAGGGCCAGACGCAAAUUUAUCUAAUAUCCAUGCAACCAUCCAUUCACUCAAGAGUCUUUUGCAACCUGCGUCGCAGAAUCACCGCUCCGGCGAGGAUUUAUCUCACCAGUCUGCACCGAUGCAACUCCCAUUACCAGCUGAAUUAGUGGUGGCAAUACUUCGAUGGUAUCAAGGUAGGUUGUCGUGGUUGAUCAUUUGUUCUCAAGCUCCUUUCAACUCAUGGACCCAAGAUCCAGACCGCAAGUCCCUCUUUCUUACAUUAUAUCCCGUGAAUGAUAUCCAUCUUGUCGAACGACUCUGCCAAAGAGUUUACUUCCCAAUGCGGCCGGUGUCCUCUGGCACUGUGGCUGCAAUGCACGGGUGUUUAUUUUUCCUCAUGAAAGAGUCUGUAAUGUGGAAGGACGACCUAUCCAAGAGAUAUGACCUCAAAACCUAUAUGGACAAAUGCAAACAAAACUUUGAAGCAGCGAUAGAGAACUACGACGUUCUAAAUAUUCCCAGCUUUGAGAAUAUCAUCGCCUUGACCAUGGGUGUGGGUGGCUUCUCGUACCUGGCUCCAUCUAUUGCCGAAGCUUAUGCUAACUCCUAUUCAAGCUCAUUAAAGCCCGAGACGAAGCGAAGCCCUUGGUCUCCUGUCAUCUAG